This is a messenger RNA of Morone saxatilis (striped sea-bass), 722 nucleotides long. Its product is annotated as protein NLRC5-like. The transcript is spliced from 4 exons. The record is from RefSeq and is a predicted model, not a curated record. The coding region runs from base 102 to 602 and encodes 166 amino acids. Lineage: Eukaryota; Metazoa; Chordata; Actinopteri; Moronidae.
CAAAAGUUUAUUCCUUGCUCAUGGUUUCGUUUUGAAAUAAGACACCCUGGCUGCAGAGAGAUGCAGUCUACGACAACAGUAGUUGCUGAUGGAGUCUGACCAUGGAUGAGGAGCUUGACCCUGAUGGUGACAAUGUGAACUCCGUCUUGACUCAGGAAUCCUCAGAACUGCUCACCAUCCUUAGCGGUCAGUCCCCUGCAGUCAUCAUGAGCUUGUACCAAAUGAUGCCCGGUGGCGCCAGGUGGGACAUUAACACAAACAGAACAGAACACAUCAAAGCCAUGUUGGAGUACUUCAUGCUGGCCAGCGCUGCAGAUUGCCGCGACUUCCUUCAGAGCAUGUGUAUGUUGUGUGAGAACAUCCCCAUGCACCUGGAGUCGAAGCUCAUUUCCCUGGCUGGAUAUGCAAACACUGAUGUUAUACACUCUCCAACUGCAGCACCAGUGCCCCUGAGAACCACAGAUGGUAGUGAAAAUCCCAGUCCCACUGUAACGGAUGUGAAGUCGCCCUCGCCGCCCUCAGAUUGGCAGCUCAGCAAAAGGCCACGGAUUGGUAGACCAUACACACAACACUUGUCCUUUGUUACAUUGCAGCUGCAUUAGCAUGCACAAACCAACCUGGCAACUGGCCAUUUACUGGUUAACAUCCAUGAAUUUAUUGCUGGCAAUUUGUCCUGCUGCCACUUGCAGGACAAAUUGGAACGAAAAAUCUCUACAACUGAA